ACGUAACCUACGGUGUCCCGCUAGGAAAGAGAGGUGCGUCAAACAGCCACAAGUUCCGCCCACGUAAAAGAUGACGCUUGGUGCGUCAGCCGUCCCUGCUGCCCGGUUCCUUCUCUCUGGGGUCGGGGUCUAGCUAGAGCAGGUGUUGGUUUAGGAGAUAUCUCUGGAGCAUUUGGAUAAUGUGACAGUCGGAAUGCAGUGAUGUCGACUCUUUGCCCACCGCCAUCGCCAGCUGUUGCCAAGACAGAGAUUGCUUUAAGUGGUGAAUCACCUUUAUUAGCAGCUACUUUUGCUUACUGGGACAAUAUUCUUGGUCCUAGAGUAAGGCACAUCUGGGCUCCAAAGACAGAACAGGUACUUCUCAGUGAUGGAGAAAUAACUUUUCUUGCCAAUCACACUCUAAAUGGAGAAAUCCUUCGAAAUGCAGAGAGUGGUGCUAUAGAUGUGAAGUUUUUUGUCCUGUCUGAAAAGGGAGUGAUUAUUGUUUCAUUAAUCUUUGAUGGAAACUGGAAUGGGGAUCGCAGCACAUAUGGACUGUCAAUUAUACUUCCACAGACAGAACUUAGUUUCUACCUCCCACUUCACAGAGUGUGUGUUGAUAGAUUAACACAUAUAAUCCGGAAAGGAAGAAUAUGGAUGCAUAAGGAAAGACAAGAAAAUGUCCAGAAGAUUAUCUUAGAAGGCACAGAGAGAAUGGAAGAUCAGGGUCAGAGUAUUAUUCCAAUGCUUACUGGAGAAGUGAUUCCUGUAAUGGAACUGCUUUCAUCUAUGAAAUCACACAGUGUUCCUGAAGAAAUAGAUAUAGCUGAUACAGUACUCAAUGAUGAUGAUAUUGGUGACAGUUGUCAUGAAGGCUUUCUUCUCAAUGCCAUCAGCUCACACUUGCAAACCUGUGGCUGUUCCGUUGUAGUAGGUAGCAGUGCAGAGAAAGUAAAUAAGAUAGUCAGAACAUUAUGCCUUUUUCUGACUCCAACAGAGAGAAAAUGCUCCAGGUUAUGUGAAGCAGAAUCAUCAUUUAAAUAUGAGUCAGGACUCUUUGUACAAGGCCUGCUAAAGGAUUCAACUGGAAGCUUCGUGCUGCCUUUCCGGCAAGUCAUGUACGCUCCAUAUCCCACCACACACAUAGAUGUGGAUGUCAAUACUGUGAAGCAGAUGCCACCCUGUCAUGAACAUAUUUAUAAUCAGCGUAGAUACAUGAGAUCCGAGCUGACAGCCUUCUGGAGAGCCACUUCAGAAGAAGACAUGGCUCAGGAUACGAUCAUCUACACUGACGAAAGCUUUACUCCUGAUUUGAAUGUUUUUCAAGAUGUCUUACACAGAGACACUCUAGUGAAAGCCUUCCUGGAUCAGGUCUUUCAACUGAAACCUGGCUUAUCUCUCAGGAGUACUUUCCUUGCACAGUUUCUACUUGUCCUUCACAGAAAAGCCUUGACACUAAUAAAAUAUAUAGAAGACGAUACGCAGAAGGGAAAAAAACCCUUUAAAUCUCUUCGGAACCUGAAGAUAGACCUUGAUUUAACAGCAGAGGGCGAUCUUAACAUAAUAAUGGCUCUGGCUGAGAAAAUUAAACCAGGCCUACACUCUUUUAUUUUUGGAAGACCUUUCUACACUAGUGUGCAAGAACGAGAUGUUCUAAUGACUUUUUAAAUGUGUAACUUAAUAAGCCUAUUCCAUCACAAUCAUGAUCACUGCUAAAGUAGCUCAGUGGUGUGGGGAAACGUUCCCCUGGAUCAUACUCCAGAGUUCUGCUCUCAGCAAUUGCAGUUAAGUAAGUUACACUACAGUUCUCACAAGAGUCUGUGAGGGGAUGUCAGGUGCGUCAUUACAUUGGAUGUCUCUUUUCCUAGAUUUAUGCUUUUGGGAUACAGACCUAUGUUUACAAUAUAAUAAAUAUUAUUGCUGUCUUUUAAAGAUAUAAUAAUAGGAUGUAAACUUGACCACGACUACUGUUUUUUUAAAUAUAUGAUUCAUGGUUUACAUGUGUCAAGGUGAAAUCUGAGUUAGCUUUUACAGAUAUUAGUUGACUUUCUAUCUUUUGUUAUUCUUUGGUGUGUAGAGUUACUGUAAUACUUCUGCAAUCAACUGAAAACUAGAGCCUUUAAAUGAUUUCAGUUCCACAGAAAGAAAGUGAGCUUGAACAAAGGAUAAGCUUUAGAAAGAAAAUUGAUCAAGCAGAUGUUUAAUUGGAAUUGAUUAUUAGAUCCUACUUUGUGGAUUUAAUCCCUGGGAUUCAGUCUGUAGAAAUGUCUAAUAGUUCUCUAUAGUCCCUGUUCAUGGUGAACCACAGUUAGGGUGUUUUGUUUGUUUUAUUGUUCUUGCUAUUGUUGAUGUUCUAUAUAGUUGAGCUCUGUAAAAGGAAAUUGUAUUUUAUGUUUUAGUAGUUGUUGCCAACUUUUUAAAUUAAUUUUCAUGAUUUUUGAGCCACAUUGAAAUGUGCACCUCCUGUGCCUUUUUUUUUCCUUGGAAAAUCUAAUUACUUGGAACAAGUUCAGAUUUCACUGGUCAGUCAUUUUCAUCUUGUUUUCUUCUUGCGGAGUCUUACCAUGUACCUGUUUUGGCAAUCAUUGUAACUCUGAGAUUAUAAAAUGCAUUAGAGAAUAUACUAACUAAUAAGAUCUUUUUUUCAGAAACAGAAAAUAGUUCCUUGAGUACUUCCUUCUUACAUUUCUGCCUAUGUUUUUGAAGUUGUUGCCAUUUGCCUGCAAUAGGCUAUAAGGAAUAGCAGGAGAAAUUUUACUGAAGUGCUAUUUCUCUAGGUGCUACUUUGGCAGAGCUAAGUGGUCUGUUUCUUUUGUUUCCUUAAUGCAUUUGUACCAUUUUGCUGGCUAUAAAAUAACUGAUUAAUAUAAUUCUAACAUAGUAUUGACAUUGUAGUGUACACAAACACAAAUACAUAUUUUAUUUAAAAUUCUGGAAGUAACAUAAAAGGGAAAAUAUAUUUAUAAGAAAGGGAUAAAGGUAGUAGAGCCCUUCUGCCCCCCCACACACACCAAAUUUACACAACAAAAUGACAUGUUCUAAUGUGAAAGGUCAUAAUAGCUUUCCCAUCAUGAAUCAGAAACGUGGACAGCUUGAUUUUUUAGACAACCACUGAACUAGAUGACUGUUGUACUGUAGCUCAGUCAUUUAAAAAAUAUAUAAAUACUACCUUGUAGUGUCCCAUACUAUGUUUUUUACAUGAUAGAUUCUUAUUUAAGUGCUAACUGGUUAUUUUCUUUGGCUGGUUUAUUGUACUGUUAUACAGAAUAUAAGUUGUACAGUGAAAUAAGUUAUUAAAGCAUGUGUAAACAUUGUUAUAUAUCUUUUCUCCUAAAUGGAGAAUUUUGAAUAAAAUAUAUUUGAAAUUUU
This is a messenger RNA of Symphalangus syndactylus (siamang), 3348 nucleotides long. RefSeq names its product C9orf72-SMCR8 complex subunit (gene C9orf72). Gene Ontology annotation, biological process: autophagy; endocytosis. Gene Ontology annotation, molecular function: guanyl-nucleotide exchange factor activity. Gene Ontology annotation, cellular component: autophagosome; endosome. The record is from RefSeq and is a predicted model, not a curated record. NCBI's taxonomy places the organism in Eukaryota, Metazoa, Chordata, Mammalia, Primates, Hylobatidae.